Temnothorax curvispinosus is the source of this 3546-nucleotide messenger RNA. Its product is annotated as MAR-binding filament-like protein 1-1. Lineage: Eukaryota; Metazoa; Arthropoda; Insecta; Hymenoptera; Formicidae. Gene Ontology annotation, cellular component: extracellular region. The record is from RefSeq and is a predicted model, not a curated record. The transcript has a single exon. Gene Ontology annotation, molecular function: lipid binding. The coding region runs from base 994 to 3063 and encodes 689 amino acids. Gene Ontology annotation, biological process: lipid transport; lipoprotein metabolic process.
ACACACACACACACUUUGUAAUUUUGUACACUAGCGAGGAAAGUUAUUGAUAUCGUGAAGAGUAAAAAUGAUACAUAAGAUUAUAGCUUCAAUAUAUAAAAAAUUGCGUCAUUAAGCCCAGAAGGGGUAAUUGAAAUAAAUUGUUGACAAAGGUCGGGUUUGUGGUGUCGCUAUAAUAUGUUCUGUAGAUUACUACACACACGAUUGGAACUGAUGGUAAAAAUCAACUCAUCACAUUUGUUUGUGCCAAGAAAUGUUUUGAGCAAAGAAACGUUGUGUUGUGUCAGGCGUUAUAACGUCUGGCAUAAUCUCGUUGAAUCUGUAAUUAACCGUUUCAAUUUAUGACGUAUCAUUAGCACACGUAACAGCGCUAUUCAGUCAAGUUGGCACAGGUGUGCCAUGUCAAAUAAUGCGUUGGCAAAUGAGAGCUAGAAAUAAUGGUUAGGCACCCACAUGCAACAAGCGCAAUAACCGUAUUAAACAAUUUUCGGCUGAUAUAUAAGCAUAUUCGUUGAAACGAUUGUCAUUGCGUAUCAUUGCUUUUCUCUUAUCCGGCGGAGAAUUUGACCCAGCGUCCCUCGAUCGCGCGUCACUCUUAUCCCCUUCCCAUGCAAAUCGCAAUGGCACGCGUUGCUUUUCUAGUGACGGUGUUGGCGGCCCUGUGUUACACGAGCCAGGUAAGUUAUUACGCAAACGCAAAAAAAUGUUUUGCAAUUCCAAGAGUGUUCUCGAUUCCGAAGAAAUGGAGAAAAAUAAAAAGUAAAAAAUUGCAUGAUAAAUAUCAAAUAUUGUAAGAUGCUAUAAAAUGCAACGGUGAUCGGUCGUCGCAUUUUCGCCAUUGACAUCACGAAUUGCAAAUGUUUGUUAGAAACAUACAAAUAAUGUAUGAUAAACUUGAUGUUUUUAUCAAUCGCUUGUUAGGCCAUCCCGGUUCCAACCGAAAAUGUGGAAGGUACGCAACCUGAAUUACCCGGCAUCGUCGACGUCGACAAUAUGCAACAAUUACUUGAGCAGUUUCCCAGCGAAGUGAGAGACAAAUUCAAGGAUCUCACGAACAAAAUCACGGAACUUGUGGAAAAACUCGGAAAGGAGCUCCAGGAAAAGAAAAAGAUCGCCGAGAGCAUUUUCGAGGACGCUAAAGAGAAUGCUAAGAAAUUAUUACAAGAGGAGAAACUAAAUGCAAACGAAAUUUUCGAGAAACUCGAGGAAACGAAAGACGAAGUUGAGAAAGAUUACCAGUAUGCGCUGGACGACGGAAUUGAGAAGUUGAAAGAUGCCGUGGGCAAGUUCACUAGUGAGGAAACGCGUGAGAAAUUGAAAAAGAAACUGGAUUUACUUACCAAGGGCAAGGGAAAGGAGAUCUUGGAGGAGAUAUUGGAUAAGAGGCAAAGUGGGGAUGAAACUUAUGGAAUCGGAAAUAUCCUGGAGAAGGGCAAAGGUAUUACGAACAUUAUCCAAGACAAACUGAAGGAAAGCUUAAAGAAGAUUAAGGAUAAUGCUGAUGAAGCCGUGAAGAAACUCGAAGGACAUGUAAGCGGAUUCGUGCGGAAUGGUAAGAAAAUGAGGGAGGAGUUGAAAAACAAUCUCGAUCGAUCCUUGAACGAAUUAAGCGAAACAAUGAAAAGUGUCGAGGAGAAGGCCAAAGAACUCGGGGACAGCGUGGUGGAUCGUUUCGGCAAAUUGAAAGAGAACGUAGCCGAGAAAGUGAAAGACAGUGUCGAGAAGUUGAGGGGAAAUGUCGGCAAGUUGAAGGAAGACUUGGGAAACGUAUUGAAUAAAGUUGGAGACAAAGUGAAAGAAGGUGCCGAGAACAUGAAGAAAAAGAUCAGCGAAUUAACGGAGGAAAUUGAGAAUCGAGUGAGUAAACUGAAGGCAGGCGUAAGCGACGGCGCGGACGUAGCGAAAAACAUUGUCGAGGAAUUCAAGGAAGAGCUCGGCAAAAUGAGGAAAAAAUUGGAGGACAAAGUCGAUGAACUGAAAAACAUGGCGAAAGACAUUGUCGAAAAUACGAAGAAAGAAAUCGGCAAAGUAAAUGAGGAGUUUAAGAAUCGAGUUGUCGAGUUAAAGAAGAACCUGGCCGACAAGCUAGAGAAACUAAAUACUGAACUCGGCAACCAGAAGGACAAUGUCGAGAAGAUGACGAAAGAACUCGGCGAGCGAACGAAGAAGGAGUUGGAGGACCUAUCCGACAAGCUGAGAGACGCGAUAAAAGACACUAUCGAGGAAACGAAGGAAAGAAUCAGCAAACUGAAUAAGGAGCUGGAGGACACGUUGAACAAAGCAAAAGACACGCUAGAAAACGUUGUCGAGAAAAUGAAAGAAAAAGUCGGCGAACUAAAGGAGAACGUAACUGACGAACUAAAAGACAGUGUCGCGCGAAUGAAGGAAGAAAUCGACGAGAUGAGGAAGAAGUUGGAAAACAUAGUCGAUGAACUGAAGGACACGGUGAAUGACCUCGGAGCGAAAAUGAAGGAAGGAAUCGUUAAGCUAAAGGGGGAACUGGAAGAUCAAACCGGCAAAUUGAAGGAGAAAUUAAUGGAAGAAGCUGGCAAACUGAAGGAUGAGAUUGGCAAAGUAUUCGAGAGGACGAAGGGCGGCCUGAAAGAAGUUCAAGACAAGACAAGCGAUAUGAUUGGCGGAGUUACCAACAAAAUUACAGAUACCGGCAAGCAGCUUGAUGAAGAGACUGACCGUCUCGCGGGCAAAUUAAUAGGUGGUAUCAAGCAAGGUGGAGAAGCACUCGAGAACACUAAGAGGAAGAUUACAGGGCCCCAACCGUCAGGCUUGAUAAGCGAUAUUUUUCUUGACACAGGUGACAUCGUGGGAAAAGCGUUGGACAUGGCCGAUAAGACCGCGAAGGAAGCAAUAGAUGGAACGAUAGGCAUUUUAGGGGGAGUAAAAAAUUUGCACGAGAAUAUCAUGAAGAACACGGGGAACAUAAUAAAGAAGGGAUUGAGACUCGGCGGAAAGAGGGUAACGGAGGACGCAAAAAAGACUGCAGACAUCAAAAUCCAAGAAGAGAUAACGAGAAACACCAUCGAAAUGGCGAAGAAAACGCAAUAGCCCUUUCGGUGAGAGAAGGCUGGAAUAUAACGAGGGAGAUUGUCUCUCUCUCGGAAGGGGUGUCGGCGGUAUCAGCGGCUUCGCCGCGGUUAGAAACACACCUUAUUACUUUGGUUAUAUUCGAAAUUAAUGUGCUCGUAAGACGCCGCAAACCUUAAUUUCAGUUUAAAGAAUUCUCUUCUCGGAAUUUCACAGUUUCUUCAAUAACUUGGCAUUUUAUUGCCGAAUUAAAAUUACGCCCAGUGAGCAAAAUUUGUAAUUAACGUAUCAAAAUUCAAUCCUUAAGUCUUUAUAAUGAUUAAGAUAUUCUCGAGGCAAUCUUUUUUCAAGAUUAUCUUUUUCGGGAUCGCUCGAGUUACGUAACGCUUGUCGUAAUUACGUCGAAUUUUAUGAGAUAAAAAAUAAAAGACAUGUAUCGAUUUGCGACAUUGCGACAGAGUUGACUUUACCCUCAGCAUGCAUUGUACAAAAACUUUAAUAAAA